Messenger RNA from Lodderomyces beijingensis, 1353 nucleotides. Lineage: Eukaryota; Fungi; Ascomycota; Pichiomycetes; Serinales; Debaryomycetaceae. The record is from the annotation of a GenBank genome assembly.
AUGACAUCGACAGCCUACGUCAAGAAUAUCCAGGAAAUACCCAGUCUUAAACCGCCACAGGAAACAUUUGUUGAUGCACCGCAGUCGAUAUACGAGAUUGAUUUACAGGAUUUGAAAUUUGACUUGAGCCAUGGAUUGAAAAAUUUCAACAAUUUGCAUCCGUUUCAUGUCAUUUACAUCUUUACUUUGGUGCUCAAGUUCACCAUUCGAUUGCAAAACGUGCAUCCGCACUUGUUGCAGAAGUUUCGCAGUCAGCAGUUGGAGAAGUUGGGUAUAAACGAGGAGGAGUUGUUGCUGAGUGGCGGACUGGAGAAGAAGAAGAACAAAACAACAAAGACAAAGCAGCAGCAGAAGAAGCAAAGUACAAAAAUGAGAGUGUUGUCUCCCAAUGAUGACGAAGAAAAAGAUCACGUUGUUGUUAAUGGUGAUGAAGGUGAAGAAGAAUUAGAAGAAGAGCAGUUGGAGUCGGAUGGAUCGCAGUCGAUGUCUUCUUCAUCUAGCGACUUGAGCAAAUCAAGCGACAAGAUCAUGGAUGAAGUCACCCCCAGCCAAGAAGAGUCCGACUUGGAAGAGUUAAAGUACAAUUUUGAAGAUGACGGAUAUUUCCCCGCCGAUUCGCUGCUAACCUCAAUUUUGCAAGAUCCAAACAUCGAUGACAUAAAAUUUAAAAACAAGAAUAACCAACUGGUGCUGCCGACGAUGGAGACUCCACCCUAUGUUCCCAUGGAGUUUCUCCUCCGCGACACAAGUGCAUCCUUGUGCUUAUCUGAGCCUGAGCUUGAGCUUGAACUCGACGCAAGAACGACAGCACGAUUCACUGCCGAUUUGAUCCAUGCGCAAAAAUCAAGACACCCAACUUGCAACCAACACUAUCAGCACCUCCUCAAAGUGUUCACUCUCAAGCAAGUGCCGCAUUGCACAAUCGAGCAGUUUUUGCUCCGCAUAAAUCAGUAUUCGCCCAAGAUCUCCAUCAACGCAUACUUGCACUCCAUCUAUAUGCUUUACCGAAUAUCCAUCCUGACCGACUUGGUCCAGUUGAAUGAACGCAAUUGCUUUCGAUUGAUCAUUGCCGCGUUGAGAACCUCGAUUAAACUACUCGACGACGUGUAUCAGAAGCAAACCGUGUUCAAAAAUGUUGUUGGGUGCAAUCACGCUAGCGAUUUGCUCAAGAUUGAACUCAGUUUUCUUUACUUGGUCAAUUUCAACAUGAAUUUAGAGUGCGAAGAUAGCAUGUUGAAAUCGUUCCUAAAGCGUGAUUUCAUCGACUUGUGCAAUUUCGUCAAACUGGAGUUGGACGAUGCCGAAUAUCGAGAUUUGGUGGGAGAGAGCGAGGACGGUGAUGGUCAAGCAUGA